This is a messenger RNA of Macadamia integrifolia, 474 nucleotides long. Its product is annotated as probable plastidic glucose transporter 3. Gene Ontology annotation, biological process: monosaccharide transmembrane transport. Gene Ontology annotation, cellular component: membrane. Lineage: Eukaryota; Viridiplantae; Streptophyta; Magnoliopsida; Proteales; Proteaceae. The transcript has 3 exons. The record is from RefSeq and is a predicted model, not a curated record. Bases 19 to 459 code for a protein of 146 amino acids. Gene Ontology annotation, molecular function: hexose transmembrane transporter activity.
UUACAGUUGCUUAUCUGCAUGGUACAGCGAGGAAGAUGUGCAGAAGCUGAAGUUGAAUUCGAGAAGCUGUUAGGAGAAUCACAUGUCAAAUCUGCAAUUGCUGAACUGUCAAAGUUGGACAGAAGUGAUGAUGUAGAAGAUGUAAAAUACUCGGAGUUAUUCCGUGGCCGCCAUUUUAGAGUUGUUUUUAUUGGGUCAACCCUAUUUGCUUUCCAACAGCUGUCUGGUAUUAAUGCUGUAUUCUAUUUCUCUUCUACCGUCUUUAAAAGAGCGGGAGUACCAUCAGACCUGGCAAACAUCUGUGUAGGAGUUGCGAACUUGUCUGGGUCAAUUGUUGCGAUGAUUUUGAUGGACAAAAUGGGAAGGAGGGGGCUUCUUCUGGGGAGCUUCAUGGGCAUGGUAGAAUUUCUCAUAAGAGACCGUUUUGCGAAAAAUUCUUUUGUGCACUUGCUAUUUUAGUUGGAAUUGCGUUUG